Molecule: messenger RNA, 1909 nt
Organism: Pistacia vera
Lineage: Eukaryota; Viridiplantae; Streptophyta; Magnoliopsida; Sapindales; Anacardiaceae
Product: mitochondrial carrier protein MTM1
Exons: 10
Coding region: 1-1245 (414 amino acids)
Biological process (GO): mitochondrial transmembrane transport
Source: RefSeq, a predicted model, not a curated record
AUGGUGGAGGCGGGGAAAACGCAGAAUCCAUGGAUGAGUUCUGUGCAAACGGAAACUAUGGAGAUCAACGGACGUGAUUUGUCAUUGAUGGAAUCGGCGGUUUCUGAUAGAGAUGAGGUUGAAUUCAGUACUUCGCAGUCUCAUCAGACGACCAAUGCAUCACCAUCCGAGGUAAAAUUAGGGUUUGGAGCGAGAGCUUUCUCCGCAGCCGGUGCCGCUUUUUUGUCGGCGAUUAUUGUUAAUCCUCUUGAUGUGGUCAAGACGAGAUUACAAGCGCAAGCUGCUGGAGUACCUUAUUCGCAUCCGUUAAGUAAUCUCAUUAGUCGUAUGGCAUAUUUUGGACCUAGAACGUUGUUUGCUGAUUUAAGGUGUUCUCCGACUUGCACCCGUGCUGGAGUUCAUGGUACUGUUUCAAUUUGUCCUCCGGAUUGUUUUCAGUACAAGGGCACCCUUGAUGUCUUUUACAAAAUUAUAAGACAGGAAGGAUUUUCAAGGCUCUGGAGAGGCACAAAUGCGGGUCUCGCGUUGGCUGUACCAACGGUUGGGAUCUAUCUGCCCUGCUAUGACAUGUUUCGCAACUGGUUAGAGGAUCUAACAACCCAGAAUGCUCCAUCUGCAACACCAUAUGUCCCUCUGGUUUCAGGAUCAUUGGCACGCUCAUUAGCUUGCACAACUUGCUACCCUAUUGAACUUGCCAGGACCAGGAUGCAGGCAUUCAAGGAGACCCAAAUGUGUAAUAAACCUCCUGGCGUCUGGAGGACCCUAGUUGGUGUUGUCUCCCAUGUUAAGGGCACAAAUAAUGUUCAAAACAGCUUGAAAGUUUACCGCAUGCUUUGGACAGGCAUGGGAACCCAGCUUGCUCGUGAUGUUCCAUUCUCAGCAAUUUGUUGGUCUACCCUUGAACCUAUCCGGAGAAGACUUCUUACUCUGGUUGGUGAGGAAUCUAACGCAGCCGGUGUUCUGGGAGCAAACUUUUCUGCUGGUUUUGUUGCUGGAAGCCUUGCUGCAGGUGCUACAUGUCCUCUAGAUGUUGCAAAAACCCGAAGGCAAAUAGAGAAAGAUCCUGUGAGGGCAUUGAGGAUGACAACACGGCAAACAUUGAUUGACGUUUGGAGGGAUUCGGGAAUGAAGGGUUUGUUCACAGGAGUUGGUCCUCGUGUUGCCCGUGCAGGCCCUUCAGUUGGGAUUGUGGUUUCAUUCUAUGAAGUUGUGAAGUAUGUUCUACAUAGCAGAUAUAAUGCUUAAUAUUAGGACCGGGACACACACUUGUCUUAAGAGGAAUCAAACGUUUGGUGACAGCAUAGGAGCAACACCUAACAUCAACAAGAUGUCUACAAGCAUUUCUGUGCAUAUCAUACGUACAAAAUAAAAUUAUGCACUGAUCAUGUUAGAUCCUUUUUCCUGUAGGCCUGCGAAGCAGAGACAGGACCUUUUGUCUAACACAAUUUUGGUUUUCAGGUUACUGGAAAUGUACUGUGUACAGCUCGUUUGAGCAAAAUUUUGUCUUGCUUUGGGUGGUUACCUAAGCAAUUGUUUUUUCCAAUUUUUUCUUUUUGCUGAGAGGUAAUCUCAGUUUCGCUAGUUACAAGUCUUUCACUUUUGGGCUUUUGUAUUCAUCAAACUUUGGUGUCUACAAGCCAGAACUAUACAGAGGAAGGUUCACUUAACUGGUGAGACGGCGUCUAUAUUGUCGGAGGGGGGAAAGUAAAUUGGAAGAGUCUUUAGCUAGUAAGGUUUUGAAACAAGUUUGGAAUUUGGUGAACAUGUGGAAGUUGUUUGAGAAACUUUCAGAAAUGUCUGGAUGGAUUUUGGGUUCAAGGAAAAGAAGCUCCUGAAAUCCCUGUGAGGGAUACAUUUAUUCAUACUGUAAUUGUGAAUAAUUUCGAUUUAUCUCCAAUAGUUUUGCAAA